This is a messenger RNA of Leptosomus discolor (cuckoo roller), 255 nucleotides long. Lineage: Eukaryota; Metazoa; Chordata; Aves; Leptosomiformes; Leptosomidae. The record is from RefSeq and is a predicted model, not a curated record.
AUGAAGAGACUCCUGGUGCUUUGUGACUGCCUCUGGGCCUGGAGCCUCCUUCUGAAUGCAUUGACUGAAAGAAGCUAUGGACAAACCUCGUCACAAGAUGAACUUAAAGACAACACCACAGUAUUUACCAGAAUAUUGGAUCGUCUGCUGGAUGGUUAUGAUAACCGCUUGAGACCAGGACUGGGAGAGCGUGUAACUGAAGUGAAGACUGACAUCUUCGUCACCAGUUUUGGGCCUGUUUCAGACCAUGAUAUG